Messenger RNA from Larimichthys crocea (large yellow croaker), 2008 nucleotides. RefSeq names its product solute carrier family 25 member 46 (gene slc25a46). The coding region runs from base 359 to 1618 and encodes 419 amino acids. The transcript has 8 exons. The record is from RefSeq and is a predicted model, not a curated record. NCBI's taxonomy places the organism in Eukaryota, Metazoa, Chordata, Actinopteri, Sciaenidae. Gene Ontology annotation, biological process: mitochondrial fission; axon development; mitochondrial membrane fission. Gene Ontology annotation, cellular component: mitochondrial outer membrane.
ACAGUUCAGAGUUAAUUCAUCAAUUAUUACGUCUGCGGGACGUUUGAUGAUGAUUGACAGGAAAACAACGAGUACGAACCAAUCAGAGCGGAGGAGGGCGGGUCCUUCCUUCACUGCGCAGUCUCAGUUCAGUAGUCACGAGGCGUCUGCCGGAAAUGGCGUAGGAGGAGUUCCGGGUUGCAGGUGACAGGUGUGUGUUGUUGUUCUGCGGGUCAAACGGACGUUACCGCUUUUAGUGCUUUAACUCUUUCCCGCCGUUAUUUUACCGGGACGUUAACGCGUUCAUUUGAUGACGUGUCACCUCCGUUAGCCGGAUCUCAGCCACGCGCCUCCCGCAUUGUCCCGCACCGACCCUCUGAUGGCCUCCAGGCGGCCGGACAGCUUCGACGGGCUCGGCUACCGCGGCCGGGACGACCCGCUGUACGGAGCGAGCUACCCGCUCCGGAGCGCGGGAGGCCCCGCGGAGCUGCAUCACCACUGGGUCACCACGCCGCCGGACAUCCCGGGGAGCCGCAACCUGCACCACGGAGAGCGGACACCUCAGCACGACGAGCCGCUGGGAGAGCCCGGAGGGCCCGGAGCUGCAGCCGGCGGGGACGCUCCGCAGCCGGGCGUGCCGCCUGCUGAGCAGCUCAACAGAUUCGCGGGUUUCGGGAUCGGACUCGUCAGUCUGUUCACAGAGAACGUCCUCGCUCAUCCCUGCAUCGUCUUCCGUCGACAGUGUCAGGUGAACUAUCACGCCCGCUGCUACCACCUGACUCCGUUCAGCGCCGUCACUGUCAUGUACAGCAUCACCAAGGCUCAGGGUCUGAAGUCUCUGUGGAAGGGGAUGGGCAGCACCUUCAUCGUGCACGGCGUCACGCUGGGCGCCGAGGGCAUCAUCAGUGAGGUCACACCGUUACCACGGGAGCUUCCUCACAGGUGGACAUGGAAACAGCUGGCUGGACAUUUACUGCUUAAAGGGUUAACAGCUGUGGUGGCUCUUCCAUUUUACUGUGCGAGCCUCAUCGAGACCGUCCAGAGUGACAUCGUUCGUGAUGACUCGGCAUCCGGUCUUUUGGACUGCGUCCGUGAAGGUGUAACUCGUCUGUUUGGUGUCGGAGCGCCUCACAGUCGUCGUCUGCUUCCUCUCACCUGUCUGUUGCUUCCUGCGGCGUUGCACGCCAUCCUCCGGUACUCCAUCGCCGCCUCCAUUCAGCGGGUGGUGCUGUGGCUCCACCAGCGGAGCAGGAAGCAGCGGGCGGAUGCCAACAACCCACUGGACGCCUACUUCCCCGAGCUGGCGGCGGCAUGGGCGGGGUCUCUGGUGGCCGACAUCGCGCUGUUUCCUCUAGAGACGGCGCUGCACCGCCUCGGCCUGCAGGGCACGCGCACCAUCAUCGACGCCACCGACGGCGUGGUUGCUGUGGGAAACGGCGGCAGCCCGCUGGUCCUGCCCGUCAACACGCAGUACGACGGCUUCUCCGACUGCCUCCACUCCAUCCGCCGCAAAGAGGGUGUGGCCGGGUUUUACCGCGGCUUUGGGGCGCUGGCGGCGCAGUACGCGCUGCACGGAGCGCUGCUCGCCGCGGCCAGGACGCUGCUGAGGCUGCUGCUGCUGGAGGGCCGGGCUGGCUAGAGCCAUCACCAUCGAGACGCAUCACUUCCUGUACGAUGCCAGUGACCUUCCUGCAGAAGAUCGGUGUUGUCAUGGCGACAGGAGGUGACAGCUGAUGGGUCAGAAAACAUUUGAAAUAGAAAGUCGUCAGCGAGCAUCACCAUAGCAACCACUCAUCAGUGACCGACGCCAUGAUUAGCCUAGCUUAGCACAAAGUUUAUGUUGACUGUCACUUCCUGUCUUCAUUCGAAAUGUUGUGUAUCACCAUGGAAACGUAGUGUCACUUCCGUUGCAGCAUGAUGUCAUGAGCCUGUUCAAAUACUGCAAGCUGAUUGGUCGUCUACAGGAAACGUUUUAUUUGUAUAAAGUUGUAAAAAUGUGUUUGAAUAAAUGUGACUCAUGAAUAUUUAA